Molecule: messenger RNA, 1286 nt
Organism: Phragmites australis (common reed)
Lineage: Eukaryota; Viridiplantae; Streptophyta; Magnoliopsida; Poales; Poaceae
Product: GATA transcription factor 15-like
Exons: 2
Coding region: 342-1052 (236 amino acids)
Biological process (GO): flower development; regulation of DNA-templated transcription
Molecular function (GO): sequence-specific DNA binding; zinc ion binding; DNA-binding transcription factor activity
Source: RefSeq, a predicted model, not a curated record
AUCUAGCAGCCGAGACAGGCCGGGCCACGCCACGCCACGCCAGCUUAGCUUACCCACGUCGCCGCUAUAAGAACCCGAGCCCCCCCAUGCCCUGCCGCCCACAUCCACACGCCACAGCGUCUCGCUCUCGCCUCGCCACCACACAGCAGCCGCCCAUAGCACGAGCUAACCUACGCGAUCGAACCGUAGUGCGAGUGUGGCCAGUGCCGAGGAGAGACAUCCCCUCGAUCUCCUCUCGUACGUUCUCGUUGCCCCGACACCCUCGACCGCUGGAGUAGUGGGCUAAGCUAUUGGCAUUGCAAUCCCUCUGUUCGAUCAGUUGAGCUAUUCCUGCGACCAAAAUGCUGCACGAGGCGGCGCCGUGCACGUGCGGGCUGCUCUACGGUAGCUGCGGUGGCAGCUGCUCGCUACUGUUCACCGCAGCGGCGGGGGAGCACCACCACUACUACAAGCAAUGCGGCGGCGACGGGGAGGCCUUCAGCGGGCCGUACGGAGUCUCGGUGGACUGCACGCUGUCGCUCGGCACGCCGUCCACGCGCCGCGCCGAGGCGGGGGCGCGUGCGCCGGCGGCUGGCGGGCUGCAUUGGGAAGCGGCCAUGCCCAUCUGCAACGGCAGGCCGCAGGAGAGCGGUGCGGCGCGCGCUGAGGCUAACGCUUCGGGUGCCGCGUCGGCUCGCCGGUGCGCCAACUGCGACACGACCUCCACGCCUCUAUGGAGGAACGGGCCUCGCGGACCCAAGUCGCUGUGCAAUGCGUGCGGGAUCCGGUACAAGAAAGAGGAGCGGCGCGCGGCGGCCGCGGCGGUGGCACCGUCGGCUCCGGCGUCAGACAAAGGAAUGGAGUACGCGUACGGGUACGCGCGGCAGCAGCAGCAGCAGCAGUGGGGUUGCUACGGGCCCGCGGCCGUGUCAAAGGCGGCAUCUUUCGGGAUGUUCGGCGACGCGGGCGCCGAGGUGGACGGGCCGUGCCUGCCGUGGGGUCUCGGCGUCAUACCGUCGUCGCCGGCGUUCGGGACCGUCCGGGAGAUGCCGAGCCUGUUCCGGUACUACUAGCUAGAAUGGUAGGCUACAAGUCCGAAGUCUCUUUUUUCUUUCACCCCUUUUAGUACUACAAGAUGCUGCACUUCUUUUUGACGGCACGAGAUGCUGUACUUGACCAACGACCGCAGCUGCAUCAAAAGCGGAAGCCGAUAUGGACCAAUCCAAUUUCUUCUCUUUGCUGCAUGACGAUUCUUUUUCUCGUUCGAGCCCAUUUUACAGUAGUUAUGUCUUGUUGUUUGAGCCAUG